AUGGUAAGCCGCGAAGACCGGACAAGCCAGCCGUCGCGCGCCGCGGGCGAUUUUUCGUGUCAUGCAAUCCACUCCUUUGGGCGACCGAAAAAGACUUGUUCCCGCAGCAGCGGCGGCGUGUCGAGGUCGAAAUACACAUCCCGAGCCAAGGGGACGAACGGUUCCACCCACGUGUGCGAAAUCUGGGGCUCCAUUGGUUCAAAUGGAGACUAUGGACCCCCCAUCUGGAUCCCACCCCAGAGACAACUGGGAACCGGACCCUGGCUUAGUCUGGCAGGUCUGGACAGGACUAGCUGGGGAGGAUCGGAAAGCGUGGUGCGACAGCGGUGGCAAUCGAGCGCUGCUAAUUGGCUCAACUUCGUACAAGGUUCGAGCAAUCUUCAACUCAUCAGACUGACGAAAUGCUAUCUUCUCGCUCUCUCCGACUACUUAGAGAGGUAUCUCAUAGUCUCAUUGAGCCUUGAGGGUCCUGUGCGCAAAUACGCCAUGCGACAGCGGCAAGGAUAUCUGUACCAGAGAGCCGGAAUAGAGAGGAUACAUACGUACGACGUCGAUCUGGCUACGACAGGUCUGCCAACAGGGAACGCCGUCCGAGCACGUGGGUUGACGAGACUUGACUUUUACGACUCCAAACUCCCUUCAAUGUUGGGGGAGGGCAAUAUCGACAUUCCUAGACGGGCGUCGCCGUCGCACGCCCGAAAGCUUGGCCUCCUUCUUGGCGGUGGCAUCAUCGCGCGACCUCAGUGGUAA
This is a messenger RNA of Colletotrichum lupini, 750 nucleotides long. RefSeq lists its product as uncharacterized. The record is from RefSeq and is a predicted model, not a curated record. The transcript has 6 exons. Lineage: Eukaryota; Fungi; Ascomycota; Sordariomycetes; Glomerellales; Glomerellaceae. The coding region runs from base 1 to 750 and encodes 249 amino acids.